GAAACAAUGAUUAUGAUUUUAUGUUUUAAGUAUAUAUUAAUAAAUAAUUUUUAAUAUGUUAUUAUAAUCAAAUUCUUCAUUAAAUUUUUUUUUUUUAAUCUUAUUUUAAAAUGAGAAAAAUUAAAGUAGGUAAAUUCUGUUUGCUGAAUUGGUCAAACCUGUGGAGGUUCCCACUCUCAAAACUGUUGCCGCUUCUUUCUUUCUUUCUUUCUCCGGCCGCUCUACAGUGCAUUGGUGGGCUAAUAUAGAUGGAGUACGUGAAUCCUGAAGGUCUUCGUUUAGAUGGGCGCCGUCCCAUGGAGAUGAGACAACUUCGUGCUGAAAUUGGGGUUGUGUCAAGAGCUGAUGGUUCCGCUUCCUUUGAAAUGGGAAAUACCAAAGUCAUUGCUGCAGUUUAUGGUCCUAGGGAGGUUCAGAACAGGAGCCAACAGAUGAAUGACCAGGCACUGGUACGAUGCGAGUAUAGCAUGGCUAAUUUCAGCACUGGCGAUCGCCGGAGAAAAACAAAGGGUGACAGGAGAUCCACAGAGAUAUCUCUUGUUAUUCGCCAGACAAUGGAAGCUUGCAUAUUGACAAAUCUGAUGCCUCGCUCUCAGAUAGACAUUUAUGUCCAAGUUCUCCAAGCAGACGGAGGUACAAGAUCAGCAUGCAUAAAUGCUGCCACACUGGCACUAGCUGAUGCCGGGAUUCCCAUGCGUGAUCUUGUCACAUCUUGCAGUGCGGGAUACCUGAAUAGCACGCCUCUUCUUGAUUUAAACUACUUGGAAGACAGUGCUGGAGGCGCUGAUGUCACUGUAGGAAUUUUACCUAAGUUGGACAAAGUGACCCUUCUGCAGAUGGAUGCUAAACUACCAAUGGAUAUUUUUGAAAAUGUCAUGCAAUUAGCAGUCGAAGGCUGCAAAGCAGUGGAUAGCUACAUCCGGGAGAUAUUGUUGGAAAAUACCAAGACGUUGGAGAUUCACCGAGGUGUAUAGCUCUUACAGUCUGAGGAACUUCUAUUGAGUUUUUGUUUGCUGCAAAUCCCAAAGGGAAAAAAGGGUGUCCUGGUUUUGCUGCUGCAAUCUUUUCAAACAAUGGCGAAUCAAAAAGUUAACGGUGCUACUAUUAAGCGAGAGCUUGUGGAGAAAUGAUUUUUCCUAGUCUUUCUUUGACUUCCCUAAUGUCUUUUCUAUCUUGUUACGGUGCUUGAAGGAUUUGUAUUUACGGAUCCCUAUUAAUGUGCAAGUUAAAGUUAUCUUGAAAUGUAUUUGAAGAAGUUUAUGUUAUGGUAAACCAUAGAUGAAGCCCA
Capsicum annuum is the source of this 1288-nucleotide messenger RNA. Its product is annotated as exosome complex component RRP41 homolog. Gene Ontology annotation, cellular component: cytoplasmic exosome (RNase complex); nucleolus; nuclear exosome (RNase complex). The transcript is spliced from 12 exons. The coding region runs from base 249 to 974 and encodes 241 amino acids. Gene Ontology annotation, biological process: U4 snRNA 3'-end processing; poly(A)-dependent snoRNA 3'-end processing; nuclear mRNA surveillance. Lineage: Eukaryota; Viridiplantae; Streptophyta; Magnoliopsida; Solanales; Solanaceae. The record is from RefSeq and is a predicted model, not a curated record.